AUGAAGCGAAACGUUAACACCUUCAAACUCAUCAAGUCUCCACUGAGAACUUGCGAUUCUUGUGGUUCCACGUUUCCCCCCAGACACAACCCAUUCUCGAAAGAGCUCAUCAAUUAUCUUUUGUUGAAUCCCUGCAACCACGUUCCGUCGUAUGGAGAUGUCUCCUGGCUGAAGAACCAUAUCAGUACUGGCAAAAAAGAGCUAGCCGCGUAUGGAGAUGAAAUUGAUAGGAUGACCAAGAUAUUGGAAGAGUUGAAGGCGAGAAGAGACGAGUUGUCCUGGGCAACCACUCAACUGAACGAAAUGGUUAGCCCAUCAAUCCAUGCACUGCCUGUCGAACUCAUGUUGAAAAUCUUCUUCAUUGUCUGCGAGGAUCGUCCCGUUUCUGGACGACGCCAUCCUGCGUUCAAACUUAGUCUCGUAUGUUCACGAUGGAGAAAGAUCAUACAUUCGGAACAGCAGUUAUGGACCCGAAUACACUUUUCAGAACUUCGUUUUAAAGCACGGAACGGUUGUCUAGUUUACUCGGAGCCCCAUAUUCAGGCCACUCGCCAGAGUCUAAUCCAGUUUUAUCUAGAGAAAUCGGGAAGACUACCUCUCCACAUUCACUUACCCCUCAGCGACAGCUUCGCCAGUGUUUUCCAGGACUUGGUUAAGCAUGCGCAUCGAUGGAAGGAGGUGACGAUGACUUGCCGGAAAGACUAUCACGAUUUCCCUACUUCCUUGCCGCUUAUCGAGACGAUGGAUAUUCGUGGUUUCGAAGCUAUGGAUGAUUAUCCUGACAAAAUUUUCACCCCGAGCCUCCGCACCCUUACUCUGUCCUAUCCUUCAAGAUCUUCUUAUCCACGUCUCGAUACCAGGUCGUUAGUCUGUCUAAUCCUCGAUCGCGGUGCAUCAUAUUCCCAUUUUUACGACAUCGUGAGGCACUCCCCGAUGCUCUCAUCGCUCCAACUAAUCAACUUUCGCUUUUUUGGCCAAUCGGCCCGGGCGUCUGCCACUGUCGUCCCUACCCGAUUGACCUCCGUCGCGAUCUUGGGAGCUCAAUACUGCGACCCCUUCUUUCCCCUCUUCAAGACCAUAUCAGUUCCAUAUCUAGAAAACCUGACUUUCUCGUGUAGCCUGUACGGCUCGGAUUCAUUCAGCGUCCAAACGACCUUAGCCUUCGGACAACUCAUAAAGGAGUCCUCAAUCACCUCCUUAACCCUUAAAUCGAUAUAUUUCGAAAAUAUCCUUCUCCUCUUUGACAUCUUGGCCAGUCUUUCUGGCACAUUAACUCGGUUGAGCAUUCUCAUGUGCAACUUCACCGACAAGAAAUGGGAUAACUUUUUGGACCUUAUGGCUUCGUCCCCGGGACAAUACUUGCCGAACUUGAAGGAAUUGGAGUUCUCGUAUCGACCUUGGUCUGACCGUUCCGAGUCGUUACUGCUCCGAAUGGUCCAAUCGAGGAAGCGGAGUGCUACUAGUACGGGGAAGCUAUCGGUUCUUCGACUUAGGUGCAAAGAUCAACAACUUAGUAAUAACAUCAAAAGAUACUUGAAAAAAAGUUUAUGCGGGGAGGUUCUCCGGGGGCCCGUUUAUUCACCUGGCAAUUCUGCAAACUUUGGCUUUACAGUAAAGUACUUUCCGAUACAGGUUAUAGUCGAAUACGCGCGUAAGCAAGUUGAAUACUACACGAAGGAGAUGGACACAGUACUGGAGCAUAACAUGUACAUGCGUAAGCUACGUUGA
This is a messenger RNA of Marasmius oreades (fairy-ring Marasmius), 1728 nucleotides long. RefSeq lists its product as uncharacterized. Gene Ontology annotation, molecular function: protein binding. The transcript has 3 exons. The coding region runs from base 1 to 1728 and encodes 575 amino acids. Lineage: Eukaryota; Fungi; Basidiomycota; Agaricomycetes; Agaricales; Marasmiaceae. The record is from RefSeq and is a predicted model, not a curated record.